CACACACCCCUAUUAUUUUCUGAACUUGGAAAACCUAACUAUGUUAUACUGCACGCAAGAUAAUAGGCAAAAUAUUAGAAUAAAAGGAGCGUUUCUUACCGUUUCCUUAUAUAACAAUGUCGGUGGCAUUUUCAUCGGCGCGCCCAAGGAGCAAAGGGGAGGUGACACAGCAAACGAUACAAAAGAUGCUGGAUGAAAAUCACCAUCUGAUACAAUGCAUAAUGGAUUACCAGAGCAAAGGAAAAACAUCAGAAUGCACACAGUAUCAGCAGAUCCUUCACAGAAACCUAGUCUAUCUGGCCACGAUAGCAGAUUCUAAUCAGAACAUGCAGUCAUUGUUACCUGCACCUCCUACACCUAACAUGGGGAGUAUAGGUGCUGGAGGAAUGGGACAGAGCGGAGGCAGAGGGCCCCUACACUCCCAGAGUAACCUCAACGACACCAUGACCCCUGGCCUGCCCCCUACCUCUAUGUUGCAGAGUCAGAUGAGCAAUGGCCCCAGCCACGCUCCCAUGCAGCAGCAGGCGGGUCAGACACAGUCGGCUGGGCCCUCAUCCACGUCCCUCAGCCUGCCAGCCAGCACCCACGGCUCAGCCUCCGGCUACAGCCACCCCGUGCCCCCCUCCUCCCAGGGCAGCAUGAUCCAGGGCCUUGGCCCAGACUACGGUUCUUCCUCUUCCUCUUCUACCUCCUCCCGCAGCAACCUCAACAUGCAGUCUAACACAGUCUCCAUGAUGCACCAGCAGUCAGCAACACCUCAUUACCCCUCAACCCAGACUGGUGGCGGACAGCAGCAGUACCAGGGUCAGCAGGCCGCUAUGGGCAUGUUGGGGCAGAGCGGACAAGGCAACAACAUGAUGAGCCAGAGGCCGAUGGGGACCUACCGACCCACACAGCAAGGAUCUGCACCGCAGUACAUGGGACAAGACGAUUUCUACGGAGAGCAGUACGGACACACUCAGAGCUCCAGCGAGCCCAUAAACCAGCAGUAUUACUCUGAUGGUCAUGGGGAGUACUCCUACCAACAAUCAUCCUACGGUGAACAGGGCUAUGAGAGGUCCUUUGAUGAGUCCUCACAGCACUACUACGAAGGAGGCAACUCCCAGUACAGUCAGCAGCAGGCCCAGUACCAGCAGGGGUCAGGCCAGCAGCAGCCCUUCAGCCAACAACAGUACCCCUCACAGCAGGGCUACAGCGGACAGCCACAGGGCUACGGUCCAGGUCAGGGAGCGCAGUCCCAGUACUCCCAGUACCAGCAGGGUCAGGGCCAGCAGUACAGCUCCUACCGCUCCCAGGCUUCCUCUGGGGCACAGACACAGAGGCCCUACGCCUACGAACAGGUACAACUACAGCUACCCCCAACCCCACGUUUUGAGGAGGACCGUGCUGUCCAACAAAACAUUGGGGUCAAUAUGGAAACUACCAGCAAUAAGGCACCACCUCCUGGGCAAACUGGUGGACAAGUUAGGCAAGGGAACAGUUCUGUGAAUAACCCCCAACAGUCGUGUGUAAACCAGUCUCUGAGUAAAUGAGUUAGAUUUAUCUCUGAAUCUUUUUAGUUUGCUGAGACACAGAUUAGCAGGCUAGACUAAGUCAGAUUCAUGUUCUGCUGGUUCACUAGAUUCUAACUGAGUAAUGGUUCAGGAGAUCCUGCAUGAAACACCUUUCAUCUCUGCUUUCUCUUCUUUUGCUCACCCAAUAAGAUUAUUUGAAUUAUGGGGGUAUCUGGUAACAAAUCGGGGAACCCUCAAUAACAUUAUUAUAAGCUAUAUUAUAAGCCUCAUAAGCGUUGAAAAGACUCAUAUGUUUAAUUCGAACCUUGCCUUUAAAUGUCUUCCUUUUUUGGUCUCUGUCCUCGCUAUCAACCUCCGUCUGGUUCUCUCACCCUACUUUUCUGUCUGUCUUUCACAGGGUGCACAAUACAAGUGCUGUCCUCUGUCGAAGAUUGCAAUUUAAAAUGUGCACAGGUCACAAAAAGAACGUUUGGUCAUACAUUCAGCAUCUUUUAUUCAGUGUAAAGCUUAACUUGAUUAAGGUGAAAAUGGGACUUGUCAGUAGUGUUCAACCUGAAGUGUUCAGGUUGUGUUUGAAACUGUGAAGUUGUGUAGAUCGGCGUGUGGUGUUACCGACUGUUCAGUGUUACCACUCUGUGUAUGAAGAACAAAUGUUUGAGUAAGGUUAUAGGCACAAUAGAUGGUAGAUUGACAAGAGAGUGCAACUAUCAACAACCAUCAUAAUAUUACAACUAAUAUGGACAAUUAAUUUCCAUGAUCGAUCCUUUUUGUUAAUUCUUUAAUUUUGUCUGAUUGCAUUUUUUUUUUAACUAAGCUUUUUUUUUUAUUAAGAAAAAUUAUUUGUAGAUUGUUAUAUGUUGGGACUUUUUCCAUUUACACUGAACAAAAAUAUAAACGCAACAUGCAACAAUUUCUAAGAUUUUCAUGAGUUACAGUUCAUAUAAGGAACAGUCAAUUGAAAUGAAUUCAUUAGUCCCUAGUCUAUGGAUUUCACAUUACUGGGAAUACAGAUAUGAUUCUGUUGGUCACAGAUAACUUUGAAAAAAAGGGAGGGGCGUGGAUCAAUUAUGUUCAUUGUUCAUAGCGUAUGCCUGCCCAUACCAUAACCCCACCGCCACCAUGGGGCACUCUGUUCACGAUGCUGCCAUCAGCAAACUGCUUGCUUACACGAACCCAUUCACGCUCUCUGUCAUCAGCCCUGUACAGUUGAAACCAGGAUUCAUCCAUCAAGAGCACACUUCUCCAGCGUGCCAGUGGCCAUCAAAAGGUGAGCAUUUGCCCACCGAAGCCGGUUAAGAUGCCGAAAUGUAGUCAGAUCAAGACCCAGGUGAGGACGUUGAGUACACUAAUGAGCUUCUCUGAGACCGUUUCUGACAGUUUGUGCGGACAUUCUUUGGGUGUGCAAACCCACAGUCCGGGAUGAAGCCGGAUGUGGAGGUCCUGGGCUGGGGUGGUUACAUGUGGUCUGCGGUUGAGAGGCCAGUUGGACGUACUGCCAAAUUCUCUAAAACGAUGUUGGAGGCGGCUUAUGGUAGAGAAAUUAACU
This is a messenger RNA of Oncorhynchus mykiss (rainbow trout), 3060 nucleotides long. Its product is annotated as calcium-responsive transactivator. The record is from RefSeq and is a predicted model, not a curated record. Gene Ontology annotation, cellular component: nucleus. Gene Ontology annotation, biological process: positive regulation of transcription by RNA polymerase II; positive regulation of dendrite morphogenesis. Gene Ontology annotation, molecular function: transcription coactivator activity. Lineage: Eukaryota; Metazoa; Chordata; Actinopteri; Salmoniformes; Salmonidae.